Oppiella nova is the source of this 657-nucleotide messenger RNA. NCBI's taxonomy places the organism in Eukaryota, Metazoa, Arthropoda, Arachnida, Sarcoptiformes, Oppiidae. The record is from the annotation of a GenBank genome assembly.
AUUGACAGCGCCGGCAGUAGUGGUGAGCAUAAGUCGAGCGAUGAGGAGGAGGGCGAAGAUGAAGAGGACGAGGAGGUGGUGGACAGCAGUAGUGGCGAAGAGGUUGAGGACGAGGAGGAACGGGAGGAAAGUUCCGACGAUGAGAUCGAUGAGGAAAUGGAUGACAAUGAGAGCAACGCCUCCGCCUCUUCCGCGCCAAAGCCGAGCGUAGGCCGAGGCGGACGGCGCCGUCGCACCGGUAGGUCUGGUCCGCAGCAACGCCUCACGCGCUCUAUGACUAAGCAGUCGUCCACUGAAUCGCCGAAAGGACUCACGAAUAGCGACGAGAAGGCGAUGUCGACAACCAGCGGGUCGUCCUCUAAGACACCGGCGGAUGAGCUCAUGAGUAGCGAUAACAAUGAUGGCGAGAGUGGCGGUGCUGUGAGCGGCGGCACCGGUAGGGGUGGAUAUGUUGUCGUCAACGGGAAGAGAAAGCGUAAAAAGAGAGGUCGAGGGGCGGCCUCCUAUAUGGCACGUAUGCGCACAAAAUCGCUGCCCAAAGCGCCGGUAACUAAGACGGAGCCCGAAUCGGAUGCCGACUCGUCGGACAUGGAGGUGCAGAACGACGGCAAGUGUUGUGUCCCGGACUGCGACUCGACGGGCCAUCUGAGCGGCAAA